Messenger RNA from Eruca vesicaria subsp. sativa (arugula), 990 nucleotides. The record is from the annotation of a GenBank genome assembly. Lineage: Eukaryota; Viridiplantae; Streptophyta; Magnoliopsida; Brassicales; Brassicaceae.
AUGGAGGCACAAGUUCAUCAACUUGAGCAGGAAGCAUAUACCGCUGUUUUAAGGGCUUUUAAAGCCCAGUCUGAUGCUAUUUCUUGGGACAAAGAAAGUUUGAUAACAGAUUUGCGUAGAGAACUAAGAGUAUCUGAUGACGAACAUAGGGAGCUUCUGAGCAGGGUCAAUAAGGAUGAUACCAUUCAACGGAUAAGAGAUUGGAGACAGGGAGGCGGAAGCCAAGUCCCUUCUAGACAUGCAACUAAUCAUGGUUUUGACGUUGUUCUUAGUCCAACUUUCUCAGCUUCCCGGAAGAAACAUAAGCCAUUCCAAUCUUAUCAUCCAUCAAUUGGUCCUGCUGGGAAUAGGUCAUUCAAUAAUCGCGUUGUAUCCGGUGGUAUUUCAGCAAAUGAAUCUGCUGAAGCUCUUGUCGGAAGAAAAGUGUGGACAAAAUGGCCUGAAGACAACAACUUUUAUGAAGCAAUUAUAACCCAGUACAACGUAGCUGAGGGUCGGCAUGCUUUGGUGUAUGAUAUAGACUCAGCAAAUGAAACGUGGGAAUGGGUUGAUCUGAAGGAGAUUCCACCGGAAGAUAUAAGGUGGGAUGGAGAAGAGAGUGGGGUAGCUUUAAACAUUGGACUUGGAAGUGGAUCAAUCCGUGGCAACCGAAGGAACCAAAGCCAUUAUGGUAGAGGGAGAGGACCAAGAAUUCAUCAACCAAGACGAGAACUUGGACCACCUCCAGCACAACAGAAUGGUGGUGGUGGUGAUUGGAGAACUUCCUCUGAUGAUAUUGAAUUGUUCAACACAGACUCACUUGUGAAGGAGGUGGAGAGAGUUUUCGAUUCUACUCAUCCUGAUCCUUUUGAGCUUGAUAAGGCCAAGAAAAUGCUCAAGGAACAUGAGCAGGCGCUUAUUGCUGCCAUUGCAAGGCUUGCGGAUACUUCUGAUGGUGAAAUCGAUGGAGAUCCACCAUAUUCGCAUGACCAUCCAAUGCCACAGGGAUGA